Molecule: messenger RNA, 1929 nt
Organism: Maudiozyma barnettii
Lineage: Eukaryota; Fungi; Ascomycota; Saccharomycetes; Saccharomycetales; Saccharomycetaceae
Product: pepsin-like aspartic protease
Exons: 1
Coding region: 1-1929 (642 amino acids)
Biological process (GO): proteolysis
Molecular function (GO): aspartic-type endopeptidase activity
Source: RefSeq, a predicted model, not a curated record
AUGAAAGUAAAAGAUAUCUUAAUGUGUAUCUCGAUGAUACCACUAGUAUUAGCCACAAAUAAUUCUCCAUUAGAACCAAUAGUGGAAGAUGAUAAUACAAAUGCUGGAUACGUUCAUAUGACAUUUGAUAAGACAUAUGGCGAUUCAUAUGAAAGUUCUUCUAAACAUCGCACAAACAUUCAUCGACUCUAUAGGCGUGAUGGUAGUAAUGAUUAUGAAAAUUUAACUCUGGUUAAUCAGUAUAGUUUUUAUUCGUUAACGUUAGGAAUUGGUUCAAAUUCUCAGAAUGUUACAGUGUUGGUCGACACUGGAUCUUCCGAUUUAUGGAUCAUGGGUAACAAUAACCCAUAUUGUAUCAAUACUACUGAUUCAUCUAAUCAGAAUAGUAAAUGGUACAAGUCUCAUAAUAUAGAUGACAGUGAUAAAAUUAAUUGUACACAAUAUGGUACUUUUGAUUCAUCCAGUUCCAAAUCGUUCAAAUCCAAUAGUACUUCAUUUUCAAUCCUCUAUGGCGAUACAACUAGAUCUAGUGGCAUAUGGGGCCAUGAUGACGUUACAUUAGAAGGUACAAAUGUCACAAUACCAAAUCUGUCGUUCGGUGUUUCCAACUUAUCGAAUUCCUCUGUUGGUGUAUUAGGUAUUGGAUAUCCUCAAUUAGAAGUCACCUACAGUGGUGGUAAAGGCAAUUCACAAAAAUCAUCAUAUAUGUAUAACAAUUUUCCUAUGCAAUUAAAAGAACAAGGAAACAUCUCGAGUAAUGUAUAUUCGUUAUAUUUGGGGGAUUCAUCCAGCCAUUCAUCUAUGGGGAAUAUAUUAUUUGGUGCAGUUGAUCAUUCCCGUUAUGAUGGUCAAUUAUUUACAGUUCCAAUCAUCAACACCAUGGAACAAUAUGGUUAUAAUACACCUAUUCAAUUUGAUAUUACUAUGAAUGGUGUUGGUUUAACUAUUGGUCAGAAUGAAACCACAAUGACAGAAACCAAAAUUCCUGCAUUAUUAGAUUCUGGUACAUCAUUAAUCUACUUACCAAGACCAUUAGUUGAAGGAAUUGCUAACUCGAUCAAUGCUACAUACCAGGAGAAAUAUGGGUAUACUGUUCCAUGUAGCAUAUCUAAUCCGACACCAUUCAACGAUACAGAAUUAGUAUUUAAUUUCAAUGGAGUACUAUUUCAUACGGAUAUAAACAAUUUCUUAUUGCAAAUUAGUUCUGACACGUGUCUGUUAGGGAUAAAUCCGACACCUGAUAAUUCUACAUUGAGUGCAGUAUUAGGAGACUUAUUUUUAUCAAAUGCAUACAUAGUAUAUGAUUUAGAUAAUUAUGAGAUUUCUUUAGCACCAGCUAAAUUUAAUAUAACGAAGGAAGAAUCUAAGAUCGAAGUAAUUAAAAACAAUGGAAGCAUACCAAGUGCUACAAAAGCACCAGGAUAUGAUAAUACGUGGUCCAUCUCCGAAACAUAUUCUACAGGAGGUAAUAUAUUUACAUUAACUAUUGACACUACAACCAAACAUAACAAUGAUACUUCUAAAACUUCUUCAAUAAGUACCAAAUCUACUACAAGUGCUAAAUCCACUGUGACAGUGGUAGCAAGUCGGACUGUCACGAUAACACCUACUGUGACAACCACAUCAUCAUCUCAAAGUACUGAUAGCAGCAGUAGCAGCAGUAGCAGUAGCAGCAGCAAGACUAGCAAGACUAGCAAGAAAAAGAAGGGAAAGAAUCAAAAAAAAACAAGCAGCAGUAGCAGCAGCAGCAGCGUUGCUUCUAAUCAAGAUAGAGUUAUAGCGACUACACAAUCUGCAAUUGCAAAGAGACAAUUACAAUCUAAGAUCGAUACCACCAUUAUUAAUCAUAAUGAUGCUAUGACAACACUUCAUCAAUUAUCUUCAACCACCCUCGCCAUCUCUGCAUUAUUAUUCACAUUACUUCUAUAG